This is a messenger RNA of Coccinella septempunctata (seven-spotted ladybird), 1014 nucleotides long. Its product is annotated as transcription factor Adf-1-like. The transcript is spliced from 2 exons. The record is from RefSeq and is a predicted model, not a curated record. Lineage: Eukaryota; Metazoa; Arthropoda; Insecta; Coleoptera; Coccinellidae. Gene Ontology annotation, biological process: regulation of transcription by RNA polymerase II. Gene Ontology annotation, cellular component: transcription regulator complex; nucleus. The coding region runs from base 194 to 940 and encodes 248 amino acids.
CAACUUCCGAUGAUAUAUUCGGAAAACUACGGGCACGCUCUCCCGGCCCCGCUUUCCGUCUCCCUCACCCGUCGGGUGUGACGUUCAGAAUUCAGAGUCAGACGCGUCUGGCGAAGGUCACACGUUGCACGCGACGGUUGGAUUGAUUCAAUAGCAUAGUGACGGCGGACGGCGCGGAUGCCACAGUGAAAAAAUGUGUUCUGCAAUUUUGAAUAAGGAAAAGGACGAAAUGCUAAUUGAGUUUGUCAAAUGCAAUCCUGUACUAUACGAUGCCUCACAUAGUGAUUAUAAGAGUUACGUACUCAAGCAUAAGGUGUGGGAGAAUAUAAGCAAAAGCUUAGAAAUUCCAGAUGUGAAGAAACGCUGGAAACAUCUGAGGGACCAUUACAUGAAGAAAAAGAAAGCUACUAGUGGUACGGGCUUAAAUCAUUGGGAAUACAUGUCAAAAUUGACAUUUCUGAGCCAAGCUCCGUCACAGAGACUUAAUCUGACAAAUGCCGAAAAUUCUGAGGUAACAGAGACUCAGGAAGCAAUAGACGACACUCAGGAUAAUUCACUUACUCAAGAAGGUGACCUUGCAGUCCAGAAUACUGUCUUAAAUGACGUCGAUAGUGAUGCAACAUCUGGUACUUCAAACGUUAGCGUAGUACCUGUCACUCCUUCAUUGAGUAGAAAAAGAAAGAAAUCUAAUGUAAAUUCUUCGGCCGCAAUUUUAGAGAGAAGACAGGAAGAUAGAUCUCUUGUUCUUGCGAAACUAUUGUCGCAACAAACGAAAUCGCCAAUUUACAAAUUUUUCGACGCCAUGGCUGAUAUUGUGUCAGAAUUUCCACCACAUCUAAUAGCGGAAGCAAGACACAAAGUAUUUGAAGCGGUACAUGAAAUAGAAAUGAAAAUGUACUAUGAGCAAUCUACACCAUAUCCAGUUGUAAUUCAGAAAUGAUAAAUUGAAAUUCAGAUUAAUCAAGUUUAUUUCAGAAACCGUCAAUUGUAUUUCAGAUGAGUCUAUUUAAUUUC